AACUGGUUGCUGCUUAAUCCAUGCAUCUGAAUCGCCGGGGGCGGCGAUAUAAUCCAGAUACCUCAAGUUAUUUCCUCCACUUUAUGCUUACGGUGGGUAUGCGUCGAAUAGAUUGGUAGAGACGGAAUGGGGCUUCGUAUUACAACAUGGAACGUCAAUGGGAUCCGAAAUCCAUUCUCCUACGAACCAUGGAGAGGCAAGCGGACCUUCGAUGCAAUGUUCGACAUCCUUGAGGCAGACAUUGUUGUCUUCCAGGAAACGAAGAUUCAACGGAAGGACCUUCGCGAUGACAUGAUCUUGGUCCCAGGAUGGGAUUGCUAUUUCAGCUUGCCUAAGGUGAAGAAAGGCUACUCUGGAGUGGUCAUUUACACUCGCAAUGCGACAUGUGCCCCGAUCCGUGCGGAGGAGGGGCUUACAGGCAUGCUUUGUCCACCAAACUCAUCGGUCCCCUUUCGCGCGCUUCCAGACGACCAGCAGAUUGGCGGCUAUCCAACUUUGGAGCAACUCAGUAGCCUUGAGGUCGAUCCUGGUACCCUGGACUCGGAAGGGCGUUGUGUCAUUCUCGAAUUCCCCGCCUUUGUGUUGCUGGGCAUAUACUCCCCGGCAACCCGGGACGAAAGUCGUGACUCAUUCCGUCAUGACUUUAUCGAACUGAUGGAUGCCCGAGUUCGCAACCUCGUCGCGAUGGGAAAGCGGGUGUUUGUCACAGGUGAUCUGAACAUCUCUAGAAGACAGAUCGAUGCAGCGCACGCGGCAGAGGCGAUUAGAAAAGGAACCAUGACCGAGGAUGAAUGGGUCUCGAUGCAUGCCCGACGUGUUUUCAAUCAGUGGUUUGCGGAUGGCAAAGUCAUUGGUGAGCGCGAUGAAGGAAGAGAGAAGCCUGUGCUCCAUGAUAUCUGCCGAUCAUUCCAUCCUGAACGCAAAGGGAUGUAUACCUGCUGGGAGCAGAGAAUCAAUGCGCGCCCAGGCAAUUAUGGCGCAAGAAUUGAUUACGUCCUCUGCAGUUUGGAAAUGCAAGAUUGGUUCUGCGAUUCCAACAUCCAAGAAGGGCUUAUGGGUUCGGAUCAUUGUCCUGUCUAUGCCGUUUUGAAGGAUAGCAUCAUGAUCGAAAGGAAAGAGACGAAGGUUCGCGACAUUAUGAAUCCUGCAGGUGUUUUCAAGAAUGGCGAGCGUCAGCAAGAGUACACAACAAAGUUACUGUUGCCCACUUCCGGGCGUCUAAUCCCAGAGUUUGACAAACGGAGAAGCAUCAAGGAUAUGUUCAUGCGCAAGCCCACCAAAUCAUCCCAAAGCACCCCCUCUGGUAUCCCUACAAAUCCUCGGCCAACGGCGAUGCAAGAGACAGCUGCGCUGUCUUCUUCUGAGUCGAAUCCCAACGAAGCGGUCAGUAAUACCAACGGCGAAAGUAGGGGCACAGUACGCAAGCGAUCGGACAAGCCUGAGUCCCCCAUCAAGCGAUCGAAAAGCACGAUUGCCCCAGCACCCGCGCCGACGAACCCUGGGCAGAAAACCUUGAAAGGAUUUUUCAAGCCCAAAAGUGCCCCCGCGGAUUCUAGCGAGGAUUGUUCCGCCAAGGAUGCUGAGCUUGCGGUCUCUCAACCGUCGACUUCUUCAUCCACAACAACUGGCCCAUCGGCGUACUCGCAGCUUGAGAAACAGGAGACUGUGGACACCGUGACCAAACCAUCUGCAGAAGAAGCUAACAGCCGCGAACCAUCCAGUGUUCUUGCCCCCGAGGAAGACGACGCUGUUUUUGACCCGAUCGUCAGCAAAGAAGAUUGGUCCAAGCUGUUCACGAAGAAGCGAGCUCCCUUAUGCGAAAGCCAUCAGGAUCCAUGCAUCAGCUUGACGACGAAAAAGCCUGGACCGAAUUGUGGACGAGCGUUUUGGAUAUGUUCGAGGCCUCUAGGGCCGAGCGGCAACAAGGAGAAGGGAACGCAGUGGCGAUGUCCGACGUUCAUUUGGGCAAGCGAUUGGAAUUCGUCAUCGUAGCUGUGAGCAACUGCACAUAUCAUCGAAGCCCAAAAUUGUCUUUUGCUUGGAACGAUUGAAGAAAAUGAUACCCCCCUUUUGAGUUUGAUUCUCGAGUGCGAAAUCAGAAGUUGAUACUGGACUGGCGUCAUUCUGGUCUGUUGUGG
Aspergillus brunneoviolaceus CBS 621.78 is the source of this 2138-nucleotide messenger RNA. Its product is annotated as DNA-(apurinic or apyrimidinic site) lyase APN2. Gene Ontology annotation, cellular component: nucleus. Bases 127 to 1992 code for a protein of 621 amino acids. Gene Ontology annotation, molecular function: phosphoric diester hydrolase activity; double-stranded DNA 3'-5' DNA exonuclease activity; DNA-(apurinic or apyrimidinic site) endonuclease activity. Gene Ontology annotation, biological process: base-excision repair. Lineage: Eukaryota; Fungi; Ascomycota; Eurotiomycetes; Eurotiales; Aspergillaceae. The transcript has 6 exons. The record is from RefSeq and is a predicted model, not a curated record.